GAAGAGAGAAUAUGGAAAACAUGAAAUUCAGAAAUGUUACAAAAUUUUUCCUACUACCAACCAUACUAAACGCCUUCCUCCAUGCAUGUAGCGGCGGCGCUGAUGACCCUACAGAUGGUUUCACCUCCGUCCCGUUAUCCGACAACAACUUCGAACUCCAGAGGCCAUACGAUGUACCACUCCAACAACGUUACACCUUCCAAAACGGAACUCACCGGAUGUGGGUUUACGCCGACGACAAGCCUCAUACUCCCACUAGCCAUACUCAACCCCGCACCGAAAUUCGCAUACGAGGGCUUGAUUACUCGUCAGGAGUGUGGCAAUUUGAGGGCAGUGUUUUCGUGCCCAAUGGGACAUCUGGGGCUACAAUUGUGCAGAUCCAUGGAGGAGCAAAAGGAGCAACAACGAUAUUGCUAAGGAUUUUUAAUGGGGACAUGAGAUAUUACAGUGGGGAAGUGAUUGCCAGAAAUUUGUAUGACAGGUGGUUUAGGGUUAAUCUGGUGCAUGAUGUUAAUGGAGGGAAGGUCAAAGUGUUCAUUAAUGGUAGCCAAAUCUUUGAGACCCAUGAUCAAGGUCCUGCAAAUUUGUACUUCAAGUGUGGGGUUUAUGCAGCCCCUGCUAAUAUUAGCUACUACAUGGAAUCAAGGUGGAAAGAUAUUAAAAUAUGGAGAAAGUGAAGUUGGGUGUCGUGGCUCUCUCUUACUGAUGCUAUUUAAGAGCUUAUAGUUUAUUUUUAAGCUACUAAUAUAAGCUUUGUUUGGUAAUGUUUAAAAAAUAAGACCUUAUUUUGAAAAGUUAUUUUAGGUAACUUUUCAAAAAUAAACUAGUAGAUUUUUAA
Ipomoea triloba (trilobed morning glory) is the source of this 838-nucleotide messenger RNA. Its product is annotated as citrate-binding protein-like. Lineage: Eukaryota; Viridiplantae; Streptophyta; Magnoliopsida; Solanales; Convolvulaceae. The transcript is spliced from 2 exons. Bases 12 to 677 code for a protein of 221 amino acids. The record is from RefSeq and is a predicted model, not a curated record.